Molecule: messenger RNA, 1165 nt
Organism: Laetiporus sulphureus 93-53
Lineage: Eukaryota; Fungi; Basidiomycota; Agaricomycetes; Polyporales; Laetiporaceae
Product: pre-mRNA-splicing factor SLT11
Exons: 7
Coding region: 105-1061 (318 amino acids)
Cellular component (GO): U2-type catalytic step 1 spliceosome; Prp19 complex; U2-type catalytic step 2 spliceosome
Molecular function (GO): metal ion binding; U6 snRNA binding; pre-mRNA binding
Source: RefSeq, a predicted model, not a curated record
CAUCCUUUAGUCGUUCUUCCAGUACUGUUUCCUCGCCUUUGCGCCCGACUCGCCGUUCUUCGCUCAGACUGGCAGUCUGACCUCCCUCUGCACACUCUAUCAUCAUGCCAAAGUUGGACAUAAACAAGGCAGGCUGGGAACAGAGCGAGUUCCCAAUCUUGUGUGAAACAUGUCUCGGCGACAAUGCAUUCGUUCGAAUGUCCAAGCAAGAAUAUGGUCGAUCUUGUGGAACUUGUGCUCGACCCUUCACUGUCUUCCGCUGGAACCCAGGCACCGGUAUGCGCUUCAAGACGACGGUGAUUUGCCAGACUUGCGCAAAGAUUAAGAAUGUGUGUCAAACGUGUUUGCUGGAUCUCGAGUAUGGCCUGCCAACACAGGUCCGCGACACCGCGCUGGCGAUCGAGAACGAGGCCCCGACGAGCGAGAUAAAUAGGGAGUACUAUGCUCAGAAUCUGGAGGGAAAGCUGGAGGGAAACAGGUCAUUACUGGACUCUAGCCGCGCAUCCUCAGCAGGAAAGGAAAUGCUGAAGCAACUUGCCCGCACUGACCCUUACUACAAGCGCAACCGGCCGCAUAUAUGCUCCUUUUACGCCAAAGGCGAGUGCAAUCGUGGUGCUGACUGCCCCUUCAGGCAUGAGAUGCCCGUGAACAAUGAGCUCUCGAAGCAGAAUAUUCAGGACCGGUAUCAUGGUCGAGAGGACCCUGUGGCAAAGAAAAUCUUGUCACAGCAUGCUGCUAAUAUGGGUCUGCAACCUCCGGAAGAUCAGUCCAUUAUGUCGCUCUUUCUCACUUCACUGCCCUCCACUGCGACUGAAGAGAACAUCCGGACGUGGGUGGUCAAGUCUCUUCCCGCCAUUGAUCCCGCACAAAUCAAAUCCGUCGUCCACGUCGCGAAGUCGAGAUGCGCGUUCGUCAACUUUAAGGACAGGCCUUCAGCAGAGCUAGCUGCACAGGCUUGGGCCAAUGGGUUUGAGAUGGAGGGUCAAACUGCGAGUGUGAAAUGGGGCAGGAGCAAAGGCGCAGCUGGAAAGCCCAAGCUGGCUGCUGAGAUUGCUGCAUAACAUGUCUGUGAUCAGCCUCGCGGUGUACGGUUGUAGUAUAUCUAUGGUAGUCUCACUUUAUCACCUGUAGAAACCAAUGCAACUUGGAUAAGUGCUUGUCGUUC